AGUUUUUUUUUUGCUGAAACUAUAGAAAACUUUUCAUUCGGUUUGAAAUCAAAAGAUUUUUCUCAUUAUUUUCAACGAAACAAAAAAAAUUAAUUCAAAAACAACAACAGAAAAAAAAAUCAAAGACAAACAAAAAAAAUGUGUAAAGCAUUUGAAGAUGAAACAAAUGGAUGCUGUGAUGAUCCGGAUGAUGAAUGUAUUGGCCAAAAUGGUUGCUGUUGUUGUUGUUAUUAUUGUUUAAAUAGUGAAUGCUGUUGUGGUGAUGGCCAACACAAAUGUAUGAAAUGUCCACCAGAAUGUUGUAUAAAAUUAUGGAAUUGUUGUAAUCCAAUUCAAUGUUUUACCUAUAGUAAUAUGAUUACAUUAUGUCGUUCAUUAUUUCUAUUAUUACAUACAUUAUUAGUUGCAACAUCAAUAUUUGGUCUAAUAUGGUCAAAUGUUUAUUUCAAUUAUUUUGAUCAUAUUUUUACUGGCACUAUUUUGGGUGGACAUUUAGUUACAUUAUCUGCAGGAGGAUUACUAUUUGGACUAAGUGGCCUUUAUGCUACAAUCAAACAUCAUAGACGAUUAUUAUAUACACAUACAAUUAUUAAUUGGUCAUUAUUCAUAUUAAGAGGUUUUACAUGGCUAUUAUCAAUGUUACAUGAAUAUCAUAUUGAUCCAUUAUUAUAUGGUUUAGCACCCAUUGAAUUUUCAUUAGCUUUGUUGUCCACAAUGUUGUUACGAGAUGCACUCAUCUAUUACUGAUAUUGAAUGAUGAUAAAAAAACAAAACAAAACAAAAAAAACAUUGAGCAUUCAUCACUCAUCACACAAACACACAUAUCCAGAGAAAGAAUCAAUAUUGUAUUUGGAAUCGAUAUUGAAUACCAAAAAAAAGAAAAAAAAAAUUGUCAAAAACAAGCCACAUUUGAAAUGAAAGAUGAUUAUUUCAUAUUCAAUGAUAAAUAAUAGCGAAAAUAAAAUUCCAAGGAGCGCGUGUGUGUAUACCAAAGAUGGACAAUAAAAAAAAUGUAUCAAAAAUCAUCACCCAAAAUAUUCUUGGAACAAUUCCUUUGAACUCCUUGGAUAACAGAGAAUUCUACAUUCUCUCCUCCAUCAUCAUCAUCAUCAUCAUCAUUUUCUUCGUCGUUUAAUUUUUCCUAUACCAUUAUCAUCAUCAUCAUCAUCAUCAUCAUCAUCAUCGUCAUCAGUAACAUUCUAAAUAAUUCAACGAACACACGAACUAACAAAAAACUAUUGAAUGACCGUUUAUCAUCAUCGAGUAUGUGUAUAUAUGCCCUCAUCAUCAAACCAUAACCAACAAAAAAAACAUAGUAAAGU
Dermatophagoides farinae (American house dust mite) is the source of this 1322-nucleotide messenger RNA. RefSeq lists its product as uncharacterized. The record is from RefSeq and is a predicted model, not a curated record. Lineage: Eukaryota; Metazoa; Arthropoda; Arachnida; Sarcoptiformes; Pyroglyphidae.